Pogonomyrmex barbatus (red harvester ant) is the source of this 1146-nucleotide messenger RNA. RefSeq lists its product as uncharacterized. The record is from RefSeq and is a predicted model, not a curated record. Gene Ontology annotation, molecular function: protein binding. Lineage: Eukaryota; Metazoa; Arthropoda; Insecta; Hymenoptera; Formicidae.
UGAUAAAAUCUAUUUUUGAGGGCAGAUGGAAGUCACUGCAGUCUAUAAUUUCGGCUACAUCGUGAAGAAUUCAUAACGUGCAACGAAAUGUCAAGAAUCACGCAUUAUUUUCUGUUAUUGUUUUAUCUCAUUUUGUAUUUGACAUACGAUAGUGUGAGUAAAUCUUUACGGAAAAUGCCUGUGAUUGAGGCCAAUUUCACCAACGAUGAUAUCACUGAAACGCAACAUACCAUUUGUAAAAUUGCAACGGAAGAUGUAAUUGCAAAUGCACAUGCUACAACAGUACUUACUAAAUCGAAAAUAAUGGAUGAAAAAUUUGCAAGUCUAGAAGAUAGAUUAAUCAAAGAAUUUGCAAACAUUAAAUGGAUACUUAAUAACAUUCUGGAGCAACAGUCGAAUUAUUUAAAAAGUAUACAAAAUGCUAAUCUUUAUGACGCUAUAUCCGACAAUUAUUUAUCUCCGAGGCAAGAUGAGAUUGAUAAAGUCAACAACAGCAUGCAAAAUUUACCAAUAUUGAAUGGUUCAGUGAAGGCGUUCAUCUAUUAUUGGCAGGUAAAAAACUUCAAUAUGAUGCUGAUGAACUGGCAGACCGGUCGUUCGAUGCGCAGUUCUACCUUCUAUGCGGGUCAAAGUGGUUACGCCAUGUAUUUGAAAAUUACUCCGAAAUAUUUUCCCGACGGCACGGUCUUCGUAGGUGUUGGAUUAACUCGUGGUCGUUACGAUUCCGUUCUUGCGUGGCCGUUUCCAUACAGAAUCCGCCUCGAGGUAUUAGAUCAUUCUUUGGAAGGCGCACGUGAGGAUCGACGAUCUCGCAUUUGGGAUCCAAUUACGCUUUGUACGGAAGAUUUCUGGGGUAGACCAAGAACGGCAGAUAAUCCGGAAUGCGUCGGACUGAGUAUUCCCAGACGUGUAAUUCUAUCAAAAUCAUUAAUAAUAACCGCGUCUCAACGAUAUUUAGGAAACACCAGGUAUAUGUGGAAUGGAAGUGUGCUAAUAAAACUUGUCGUUUAUUUGUAAACUCUUUAAGAUAAGUGUAAUUACGAAGCAAUGUUAUCAAUAUAUUUGCUGCUAUUAAACCGCAUAUUAUAUCAUGAUUUGUUAUGAAAAAAUGAGAAAGAGCAAAGUCAAUAAAGUCAUUAUCUUGCA